This is a messenger RNA of Zea mays, 765 nucleotides long. RefSeq lists its product as uncharacterized. Lineage: Eukaryota; Viridiplantae; Streptophyta; Magnoliopsida; Poales; Poaceae. The record is from RefSeq and is marked provisional. Gene Ontology annotation, cellular component: chloroplast stroma; mitochondrion. Gene Ontology annotation, molecular function: iron-sulfur cluster binding; iron ion binding. Gene Ontology annotation, biological process: iron-sulfur cluster assembly.
AUCUACGAACGGGGGCCGGGAAAAGAUCGGCUACAGACAGAUGAGGCUCUGUCUCCGGCAAGCGGCGGCCACCAGCUCACCCCUCGCAGCUACCCUCCGCGGCAAGACUUCUACGAGCACCCUCGCCCCCCAUGGCCGGCUCAGCUUCAGCCACACCACGUCGCUGCAGACGGCGCCCGGGCACCGCGGGCUCCGAGCAGGGUGGGCGGUGCGCGUGCUCCCGCUGACGGAGGAGAACGUGGAGAAGGUGCUGGACGAGGUGCGGCCGAGCCUGAUGGCGGACGGCGGCAACGUGGCGCUGCACGAGAUCGACGGCCUCGUCGUCGUGCUCAAGCUGCAGGGCGCGUGCGGCUCCUGCCCCAGCUCCACCAUGACGCUCAAGAUGGGCAUCGAGACGCGCCUCCGCGACAAGAUCCCCGACAUCCUCGAGGUCGAGCAGAUCGUCGACACCGAGACCGGCCUCGACCUCACCGCCGACAACGUCGACAAGGUGCUUGAUGAGAUCAGACCGUACCUCUCCGGCACUGGAGGUGGAAGCCUCGAGCUUCUCCAGAUUGACGGAUACGUCGUCAAGAUCCGGAUCGGCGGACCUGCAGCCGGUGUAAUGACAGUACGAGUAGCCGUGACACAGAAACUGAGGGAGAAAAUACCUUCCAUCUUGGCUGUUCAGCUCACAGAAUAGAAAUGCGAGAGCUCACUUGUGCAUCAUCACGACGAAACUCUGGCUUUCAGGCGAAUGUGCAGUGUUCAUCAGUCUUAUAUUUC